This is a messenger RNA of Cylindrotheca closterium, 1782 nucleotides long. NCBI's taxonomy places the organism in Eukaryota, Bacillariophyta, Bacillariophyceae, Bacillariales, Bacillariaceae. The record is from the annotation of a GenBank genome assembly.
AUGGAGGACAGCGAAUCAUUACUACCACCGUUGCAACACGCCCACACGUAUGUGGCUGGUGAAGAUGGCAGUCGUCUCAAAAAGGUUGCGCGAGGCUUUGGUUUGACCAACACGGAGGCAAGAAUUCCUCAGCCCAACGUUCGAGUGUUGCCACUAGCCUUGAAACUCUUGUGGAGUGAUGACACUUUGGAGCGUGCCCGUAUGCACAGUGUGGGUACUCUGGCUGACAACGAACGCCUGGAUGAUUACGGUAACGUUCACAGGACCAUGACCGUUCGAAGACGUCGUCGACGACGAGGAGAAGGUCUCGUUCCACUGGGACAUGUCAAGCCUGACUACGGUGGUGACUUGUCAAACUUGUUCGAACAUCCGUCAAAGAUUGAUGAAGGAGACGAAGAAGAUGAAGACGACGACGAUGAUGAUGAUGAAGAGUCGGUGGAUGAGACCAUUGACGUCGAGGUAGGUGGUUCGAUAACAGCAGCUGUCUUUGGAAUUAUCAAGGGAACGAUUGGCGGAGCCGUUUUGUUUCUACCCAGAGGCUUUCAAAUGGCCGGUUAUGCUCUAGCCAUACCGAUCAUGAUCUUGUCCACUGCAUCCUACCUUUACAGCGCCAAUCGCCUUUUGGAAUGCUGGAGAGUCGAAAAAGCAAAGGCUGCCAUGAUUGACGAAAUUCGAGCUCUUCUUUUGGAAGGAUCGCCAAAGAUGUAUGGAUCAACGAAAGCCGGUGAAGAGCUUAAGCAGCAACCGAGUGAAGGUGGCAAACUCUUGUCCUAUCCCGAGCUUGCUCGACGUGCCUUUGGUAGCGGUGCAUUCUGCGUCGAACUAGGCAUUGCUACCAUGCAGUUUGGUGUAUGUUUGACCUAUCUCAUUUUUGUGCCUCAAAACCUCUACGAAGCUACGCAUCAGCUAUUUGGAUGGGAGAUGAGCAAGACUGUCUUUUUGGUUUGCAUGGUGCUGAUGGAGGUGCCAUUGGCUUGGAUUCGUGACAUUCGUCGAUUGGCAUUCUUCAAUUUUAUUGCAACCUUGUUGGUCGCAUACGGGUUAUUCUCUUGUGUAGUCUUGGCAUUCAUGGAGAUUGCAAAAGACCCAGAGUUGACCUAUUUGGACAGGCUGGCUGAUUUACCUCCAACCAACCCUGAUACUUGGAUUCUUUUCAUUGGAACUGCUUUCUUUGCGUUUGAAGGAUGUAUCACAUUGAUUGUUCCACUUCAAGGAGCCGUGUCUCGAGAAGAAGACAAACAACGAUUUCCUAAAGUCAACCAAACUGUGACCUCCAGUAUCGUUGCCUUUUACAUUUUCUUCGCCUUGACCUGUUGGGCUGCUUUUGGAAGCAACAUUAAAACAGCUCUUACUGCGUCACUUCCACCAGGUCCCUAUGCAACUAGUGUACAGCUUGCGUACUCUCUGGCAAUCCUGUUCACCUUUCCACUGCAGGCAUUCCCUGCUAUGGAGGUUGUUUUUCACUAUACUGCACAUGGAGCAAUCAAGACAGAUCCAUCCGUACGUAAGAAGUUGAGCAUUCAAGCCACUCUGAUUGUAUGUUGUUUGGGGGUUGUUGCCUACUUGGCGAUUGACUACUUGGGAAACGUAGUAAGCCUGCUUGGCUCACUGGUCGGUAUUCCAAUUGCGCUCGUAUUUCCUCCCAUCAUGCAUAACAUUCUUGUGAGGGAUCUUUCGACCUUCACGAAGGUUUUGAACUAUUCUGUCGCCACCCUUGGCGUUGUCAUCAUAGGAGUCACAACUUACAUCACGAUCCUACAAUGGGAUAAAGGUGCGGGCUAA